AAAAGUGCAUUACAGGAUUAUGUUUUUUUCUUAGAAAUGAAUGAGGGGAUUUGAUUUUUUGUUUCAGCUCAAGCUAAAUAAUUCAUUAAUUCUUCGAAUUUGAACGCUUCUGAAUUAAAAUUUCAACGUUUUGUUGCUUUAUUUUGUUAUUUCAAACAAAAAAAGCAAGCCAACAUUUUCGAAAAUUUUAUAUCGGUGUACGGUAGUUUUCGAAUUCUUCAGUUUGCGGACUGAACAUUUAAGUUGACGAGCAAAAUAGUUUAUCGAAUUUCGCAACUAUUUCUUCCAAUUUAAACAAAAUUGUAAUCAAAAUCUAAAAAAUGUUCUUUGUGUCUUGAUUCUAAAUAUGUUAUUAAUUUGCAUAUCCUUAGUCAUUACGAGACGCCAAAAAUUCAGGCGUCAUAAAAAGAAGACACAUGUUUUUUCGGCUAGUGUUCUCGCCAAGAAAAAUAUUUCUAAUGAACACUCACAAAACACACAAUAAUCAUUUUGUUUUCUUUUCUCAUAGAAGAUAAUGCUUAACCACAAGCAUACAAUUUUCGUCACAAGCACUAGUUUGUUAAUCUGUUUUAUUGCAAAUUUCAUUCUGAUCUACAUCAGUUUAUUCCAUAGCAAACAGAUUCAAGGAACCUAUAAAAUAAUGGUCGUGAUGUUUUCAACGUUGGGAUUCUUGUUCUCCGUUUCAGAAUUUAUCGCAAGGCCUUUUUCUCACAAUUAUAACAGAGCAUUAAUUUUAUUUAGUAUUAAUGAUUGGAUUCCUUCAAACAACUUUCUAGAAAUUGCGAUUCCCAUUUGGAUGACAUUUUAUCUUCUGAUAAUUUCAUUCAUAGGAAUUCAAUUUGUAUAUCGGUACCUAUGUCUCUUCCAUUCUACAAAAAUAAGGUAUUUCGACGGAUCUGGCAAAGUACUUUGGAUUUCUUAUUUAAUGAUUCCUGCGAUAUGCUACUGUGUCGCAUUUUAUCAACUUCUGAGACCAAAUGAUGAUUCCGAUGAGUACCUGAGAAACAUUAUUCGAGAAAACUAUGAUCUUGAAAUUUCUACAGUUGCCCGAUACAUCUUAAUUCCUUAUAGUGAUACCAAUACGCUACAAUGGAAAACUCUAUCCCUUUUCAUAGCAGCAGGAACUAUUAUGAUUAUUCAAUAUUUUAUUGUAAUAUUUUUCGGGGUCAAAUUGCACCUGAGAAUGAAGGAGAAGCUGAGGCAAUUCUCUGCGUGCCAGGUGAAAUUCCAAUCGCAAAUAUUCAAAGCUCUCGUUACUCAAACCGUUGGUCCCACCUUAUUCCUGGUUUUGCCAUCUGCUCCGUUCUUUCUGGCAACUCUAUUAUCACCUUAUAUUGACAUGGAGAUUAACUGGCAAACUGGAUGGCUAUAUUCUUUUAUUGGACUCUAUCCAAUAUUUGAUAGUAUCGCAUUCAUAUUAAUUGUUUCCGAGUACCGAAAAUAUGUUAGAAGUAAAUUAUUCUGCAAGACUAACAAGUAUCCUCGAGAGUUUGGCAGCAGGAUUUCAAUUCGCGCAGUUCAAUUUAUAAAUACUGCAACUGUUUCAGAGACGUAAUAAAAUAUUAUACAUAGGAUGAAAAAUUAAUAAAUUUUUAAUUGCAA
Caenorhabditis elegans is the source of this 1602-nucleotide messenger RNA. RefSeq names its product Seven TM Receptor (gene str-57). The record is from RefSeq and is marked reviewed. The coding region runs from base 515 to 1555 and encodes 346 amino acids. Lineage: Eukaryota; Metazoa; Nematoda; Chromadorea; Rhabditida; Rhabditidae. The transcript has 3 exons.